This is a messenger RNA of Ipomoea nil (Japanese morning glory), 1499 nucleotides long. RefSeq names its product transcription factor SPATULA-like. Gene Ontology annotation, cellular component: nucleus. The record is from RefSeq and is a predicted model, not a curated record. The transcript has 7 exons. Gene Ontology annotation, molecular function: protein dimerization activity. Lineage: Eukaryota; Viridiplantae; Streptophyta; Magnoliopsida; Solanales; Convolvulaceae. The coding region runs from base 309 to 1322 and encodes 337 amino acids.
GGAAAUUAGUAGAAGUAUUGAGGUAAAAUUGUAAUUUGAUCAUUUAAAAAAACCCGAAAAUGAACCAAAUCACAAUUAAGGCGGGAGAUUACAGUUCUAAACACUCUGUUUUAGAGAGAGAAGAGAAUGCAUAUGAUAGACCGAGAAGGUGAGAAGCUCUCAUCUUCAUCUCCAUGAACUAAGAAAACCCUUGCGCUCAGAGCAGUGAGCUUGGAAAACACACGAGGAUACUUAAAUUUGGCUUUUCUUUGUAAUUUUCGGGUUUUACUUCUUCCUGGUUAUUAGUUUUUUUCUGAGGACUAACAGCAAUGGCGGAUCCAUACGGAGUAAACCCCCGUCAUCCACACUCGCUCGAAUCCGAGGACAUGUCUUCCUUUGUUCACAAUCUUCUCCACGGCUCGUCCGCUUCCGCUGCUGCUGCUGCCGGCGGCGGCGGCGGUCUCUUUGCUCGAUCAACGGCGGUGGCUUCCAACAACUUAGAGUCUCGGAUGAGAGAUGGAUCUUCUGCUGCUGUGGUAGAGUCGUCUUGUAGCCUUAAUUUAUCCGAUCCUUGCGGAUUUUACGGAGCACAAGUGAAGGAGGAUGCUGUGAAUGCAUUUUCUUCAGCUGGAAUUGGGGAUUGUGAAGCCAUCACUUCUUCAAAGGGGAUUGAGUUUGCACAUGAUAACAAGGUCGACGAUUUCGCUUUUACUCUUGAGGAUUGUGAAACUUCAGAUGCGCCAAGUAACCAGGUUCAACUGCGAGGAUCAAAGAGGAGUAGAUCAGCAGAGGUUCAUAAUUUGUCUGAAAAGAGGAGGCGGAGUCGAAUCAAUGAGAAAUUAAAAGCACUGCAGAACUUGAUUCCAAAUUCUAAUAAAACUGAUAAGGCAUCAAUGCUUGAUGAAGCAAUUGAAUAUUUGAAGCAGCUUCAAUUGCAAGUUCAGAUGUUGACAAUGAGGAAUGGAUUGAGUUUGUAUCCGGGCUAUUUCCAGGGAUCUCUCCAAUCAAUUCAACUGCCUCCAUCGGGGAGUGCAUUUGAUGAGAAUGUAAUUCCAAAAACAAGAGGAGCAACUAAUUUUUCUGGAAACCAAGAAAUUUCAAUGCAGAACAGGUUUGAAAUCUCCCACCAGAAUCCUUCAGCCCAGCAAAAUGUAUCCUCUAUGAAGAACACCACUAAUUCAGAGAGUCCCCUAGUCUUUGAGACACCAAUGCAGAAUCAUUAUGGGAUGCUUAACCAUUUGGCUUCUACAAAGGAUAUAUGCAGGAAUGAUUCAUUAUCAAGGCUGCAUUUAGACAUGAGUUGCUCCGGGAACAAUUCAUCACCAGGUGUCUCUUCUUCUUAGUCAAUAACUUACAUAAUUGAGCUGUUGUAGCUGGUGAACUUAUCAAUUUGUUCUUAUUCCAUACUUUAUUUCCUGCUCAAAAAAAGAAUCUGCAAAUUCCUAUAUAUGUAUGUGAAUCGAUUCUCGUCUCUAACGUCAUGCAAAAGAUUAAAAUUUUCCGGUUGGUGCUUGUCCUCA